This is a messenger RNA of Pelodiscus sinensis (Chinese soft-shelled turtle), 2203 nucleotides long. RefSeq names its product ring finger protein 223 (gene RNF223). The record is from RefSeq and is a predicted model, not a curated record. Gene Ontology annotation, biological process: protein ubiquitination. Lineage: Eukaryota; Metazoa; Chordata; Testudines; Trionychidae. Gene Ontology annotation, molecular function: ubiquitin protein ligase activity.
UAAGCAAAGAAAUGUUUCUCAUCAUCGGAUUCAAUAAACAGCAACAAUUCAGUCAGCGAGCAGGUAUGACUUCAGCCCUGUUUCUCAUCAGUGACCUUCCAACCUGCUUUAUCUGUCAAAAGAGAAACCGCCCCCUAGUGGAAAUGUUCUUGCAGUCAAUUGAAUGAUUCACUUAUAAUUGGGAAAGCCAGGUGAUGCAGGUAAUCAUCUUCAGACAGGAAGGUAUAAAAGACACCGGAGUGACAGAGGCAGGCCACUUGCACAUAACACUGGGAGCUGCUGGAGAUCAUUCACUCUACCAGAUCAAUCUCAUCUCAUCUGGAAACUUAGUGAAAAACCAUCAGGGGACUUGGCUAUCAGAAGACAACCAGAGGCGGCUUAUAACUAAACAGGAGCAGAGACUGUAAACACAACCUCGGAAGAGGAGAGCCAAGAACAAGAGGCAGAACAUGCUUUUCUCCUGCUAACCUGAACUCUGUACAGGCUUUUGUACUGGUGCCCAUCACCGUUCCCCCUGAGCACCUCCCCGCUUAAUAGAUUGGCAUAGCCAAGUCCUUAGUUGACUUCAUGGAAACUUCUGCUCUGCUCCUCCCGUCUCAGGUGAUGGGAAGCGGCCAGUGGGGGUCAGUCAUGUCGUGGUUACCCCAAAUGCGGCGCACCGAGACGCCCCGUUCCCCCAGCAGCCCCAUUCCUGCCGCUCAGGAUGAGGUGCCUAUUCCCAUAAGCCCCAUCAUAGUCACCUCCCCCACUUAUGGCAGGAAGCUCAGCUCCCCGACCUCCCCCAAGCCUACCUCCCCCAUCGAGUGCUCCAUCUGCUUCAACACCUACGACAACAGCUUCAAGACACCCAAGUUGCUGCAGUGCACCCAUGUCUUCUGCCUGGAGUGUGUGGCCCGCUUGACCUCGGCGCUGCCGCCUCACCGGGUGGAGGACCACCUGCCCUGCCCCCUGUGCAGGCAGCCAACGGAGAUCCCCCUCGAGGGCCCUCCAGCACUCCAGACCAGCAAGGAGCUCCUGUCCACCUUGCCUCCUGAGCUCCAGCGGGAGAAGUUGGUGUGGAUGGAAGGCAGCAAGCUGUGCUGCCGACAAUCAUCCCAGGACACAGAAGACCCCAACGCCUGCAUCUGGCUCGACGUGGCCAUGAGCAAGCCCAACGUUCCCACGACGCCAACAGAGGGCAUGGCCGGGCGGCUGUCCCGCUGCGCCAUAUGCGAUGACUGGAAACGCAUCGUCCUCCUCUCUGCCCUCGCCAUCAUCCUACUGUGCAUCAUUCUGUGGCCAGUUCAGUGCGCCCUGAAAACCGGGAACCUCCGCUGCUUCACAAGGACCGUCACGUACACAAGGCCGGGCACCACCCUGUUUACACAGAACAACUCUACUGUGCCUGGUACCAGCCUGCUCUCUAACUAGAGUUGGCACUGAAAAGCAGCCCUAGGGCUAGCCAUGCCCCUCCACUUCUCUGACCUAGGCCAAGUUGCCGACUACUGGGCUUUGCCAACAUACCUCAUGGCCAAGCGGUAGCAGUCCCUGUUCUCAGCCUACAUGCUGCUGCGCCUAUGCACUUUAAACUUCAGUGAUGCCAGUGCAAAGUAAGGGACAGCAUUCCCUGUAAGCUGAGCACCUGGGCGGCCACCCAGGAGAGCUUGUGUUUCUACUGGUGGUAUACAUCUGCACAUGCCUGAGUGCACAAAAUUUAUUCUUCACAUGGAUAGAAAAAAAUUAAAGGGAACCUUGGUGGAGGGGUUGUGUAUAGCAGCAUAUUAAGCCACCACCUCAAUCUUGUCACCCCUGUAAAUGUUACGUAGCUAACAGAACCCUGAAGGCUUGCACAAAGUGUAUUGUGCCAAAGGUGUAUUUCUAGGACUGGUGCUUCUCAGGAAAGAUGCAUGUGCCUCACACCAGUGCCAUAUUCUGCUAAGACACGGCUGGGAAUAGACUCAGCACUUUCAACUCACUGAUGACAAAGUAGUGACAGUAAAAGGAUUAUUUUCUUGGAACCCCAUAACACUGUGAAAAAAAUAGUCUAGCUGUGAUUAUUUCUAAAGGAGAGAAAACCAUCAGCCCUUGGAAAGAAGAGUGCAAAUGCUGUGUAUCUAUAAAAAGUGACUAUUUAAUUUUAUACUGUGUGCUUUAUUAAACAUUUCAUAACUAUAUUUGUUAGUGUCCAACUAUUGUUGGUGUUAUUCAGCUUGAUAUUUGGGGC